This is a messenger RNA of Nematolebias whitei (Rio pearlfish), 1016 nucleotides long. RefSeq names its product myotubularin-related protein 5-like. Gene Ontology annotation, biological process: regulation of Rab protein signal transduction. The transcript has 9 exons. The record is from RefSeq and is a predicted model, not a curated record. NCBI's taxonomy places the organism in Eukaryota, Metazoa, Chordata, Actinopteri, Cyprinodontiformes, Rivulidae. Gene Ontology annotation, cellular component: cytoplasmic vesicle. Bases 1 to 993 code for a protein of 330 amino acids.
AUGAGGGCACUCAUCCUGUUUGAGUGUCUGACGAACCAGGCUAUUUUCCCCACACCAGUGCACAAGUUGUUCCACCUCUUCCCGAUAUGCCUGAUCCUUGUUGCUAAUCAGGCCCACGACCAUGUGGAGGGUGAGGGUCAAGGUCGCAUUCUUCAACGGUUCCCUGAGAAAGACUGGGAGGACAGCCCGUUCCCACAAGGCGUAGAGCUGUUUUGUCAGCCCAGCGGUUGGCAGCUGGUUCCUGAGCGGCAGCCGGCCUCCUUCUUUGUUGCAGUUCUCACUGACAUCAACUCAGAGCGUCACUACUGUGCCUGCUUUACUUUUUGGGAGAGUUUGGACAAUCCACAGCUAAAGAAGAAUGAGGCGGGAGUGGCAGAUGAGGCAGACGAAGAGCUGGCUGUCAUCCAACCAGCUAAAGUCUUUGCACCCAAGAGCCUAGUGCUGGUGUCUCGACUGGACUACACCGAGGCAUUUAGGAACUGUUUGAGUCUGAUCUACACCAUUCAUGCAGAUGGCCUGUCCGCCACCUUGGAGACUGUGAUUGGAAACCUCCUGACCUGCGUUAUCCCCAUCGCUGGAGGAUCUCAGAGAACUAUCACGUUAGGCGCUGGAGACCGGCAAGUCAUUCAGACUCCCAUCAACGACUCCCUUCCUGUCAGCGGCUGCAGUGUGGCUCAGCUAUUCAGGCAGCUGGGUAUAGUCAACGUGCUGUAUCUGUUCUGUGCUGCUCUGACAGAACACAAGAUCUUGUUCCUGUCCAGCAGCUACCAGAGAUUAACCGACGCAUGCCGAGGUCUUCUGGCCAUCAUGUUCCCACUCAAAUAUAGUUUUACCUAUGUUCCCAUUUUGCCUGGAAAACUACUAGAGGUCCUGAGCACUCCCACCCCCUUCAUCAUCGGUGUUAAUUCAUUCUUUCGUUCUGAGACACAAGAACUGGUAGGUUUUCAUGACUGUAGUCUUAAAAAACGAGACAUUUGUUUCAGAAGAAAUUGAUAACUCUGAUAUAAAAAAAUGUA